AUGAAUCGAAUGAAACCAUCCCUAUCCUCUAUUUCUAUGCUCUUACUUGCCUUACUUAUCUUCCUGAGCCAAACCCAAGUCACCUAUUCACUUUUCAACAAGUACCGGGUGCAUAUUAUCAAUGGAUUGACAAAUGAGACUCUUACGGCUCAUUGUAAAUCCAAGGACGACGAUCUGGGAGUUCAUGAACUUGCAGUGGACCAGGAAUUUUCAUGGGAAUUUCGCAUCAACUUUUUUGAUAGAACACUUUACUUUUGUAAUCUGGCCUGGAAGGGUGGACAUAAAACUUUUGAUGCGUUUCUAGUCGAUGAGAAAGCUUUGCUGAAUUCUUGUAGUUCUUCUGACUGCAUGUGGAGAGCAAGAGAUGAUGGAGUUUACUUGUUUAAUUAUCCGCACAAACAAUAUAGACUAAAAUAUCAAUGGGAAAAAUGA
Molecule: messenger RNA, 432 nt
Organism: Prunus armeniaca (apricot)
Lineage: Eukaryota; Viridiplantae; Streptophyta; Magnoliopsida; Rosales; Rosaceae
Source: the annotation of a GenBank genome assembly